This is a messenger RNA of Salvia hispanica, 1604 nucleotides long. RefSeq lists its product as uncharacterized. Gene Ontology annotation, molecular function: GTPase activator activity. NCBI's taxonomy places the organism in Eukaryota, Viridiplantae, Streptophyta, Magnoliopsida, Lamiales, Lamiaceae. The record is from RefSeq and is a predicted model, not a curated record. Gene Ontology annotation, biological process: intracellular protein transport; activation of GTPase activity.
GUAGGUUCGGCUUCCAAAUAAUCGAAAUUCCACUCACUCCAAUUUCAAUUCAUCUGUAGCUCCUCUUCGAUCCAAUUCCCAAUCCGAUCUCGCCGCCGAUUAUGAUGAACAAACGCGUCCCCGAUUGGCUCAACAGCUCUCUCUGGUCCGCUCCCUCGCCGCAUCACGCCGCCGCCGACCCGCCGCCUCCGUCUCCGCCGCCACCCGCCGAGAGGCCGCCGCCGCCUAAGCCGGAGGUGUCCUCUCCCGCCUCUCACGACGCCAAUCGAGAAGGCAGGGAUCCGCUGGGCGGUGCUUCGGAGAACAAUGCGAGUCCGUGCUGCAGUGAUGAGGCGGACGGCCGGUCAUCGGAUUGCUCCGCUCCUGCAGCAGAGGCGUCUCCUUCUGUCAAGGACGUCACUCGGCAGAAUCAGAUUUUGAACGAGUUGUCAAAGAAGGUUAUAAAUGUAGGCGAAAUACGGAGACUAGCGUUACAGGGCCUACCUGAUGGAGCUGGUAUUCGCGCAAUGGUGUGGAAGGUACUAUUGGGGUAUCUACCAGCUGAUCACUCACUCUGGUCUUCAGAAUUGGCCAAAAAACGAUCUCAGUAUAAGCAAUUUAAAGAGGAGCUGCUAGUGAAUCCUUCAGAGAUUGCAAGGAGACUGGAAGAGGAGAGUCCUGAGAACCAUCAAUCGGAUACAGGCAGUCCACGAUUCCUCUCAAGAUCAGAGAUAAGUCAUGGAGAGCAUCCCUUAAGUCUUGGGAAGACUAGCAUAUGGAAUCAGUUCUUCCAGGAGACAGAGGUCGUGGAACAAAUUGACCGGGAUGUUAUGCGGACACAUCCAGACAUACACUUUUUCUCAGGAGACUCAGCUUUUGCUAAAUCCAACCAGGAGGCUUUACGAAGCAUAUUGAUUGUUUUUGCGAAGCUAAAUCCGGGAAUAAGAUAUGUGCAAGGGAUGAAUGAAAUAUUGGCGCCAUUAUAUUAUAUCUUCAAAAGUGAUCCUAGUGAGGAGAAUGCGGUUUGUGCUGAAGCAGACACUUUCUUCUGCUUUGUGGAGUUAUUGAGUGGGUUCAGGGACAAUUUUGUUCAGCAACUUGAUAACAGUGUUGUGGGUAUCCGUGCUACCAUUACAAGGUUAUCACAACUUCUUAAGGAUCACGAUGAGGAGCUCUGGCGUCAUCUUGAGUUCACAUCCAAAGUCAACCCACAGUUUUAUGCAUUCAGAUGGAUUACACUCCUUUUGACUCAAGAAUUUACUUUCACAGACAGUCUCAUAAUCUGGGAUACACUAUUAAGUGACCCCGAUGGUCCUCAAGAAACGCUGCUGCGAGUUUGUUGUGCAAUGCUAAUUAUUGUGCGGAAGCGUCUACUUGCUGGUGACUUCACUUCGAAUCUUAAGCUGCUGCAGAAUUACCCAUCAACAAACAUCAGCCACCUUCUCUAUGUUGCCAACAAGCUGCGGGUUCUCUGAUCUUGCGUCAGAUUUUCGGAUAUUUCAUCAAAUAUUCUUCAUGUCCUUUUGUAAAACUGCUGGAUGUAAAUGUGGUUUGCUAGGAAUUUGAACAUGUUUUUAAAUUAACUUGUUUGGAGAUUGAAUUAAUGUAAGAUUAUUUGAUAUUAA